AUGUCAAAUAUGGAUACACCUGAAGAUUUCGUGGAACACUAUUCAACUUUGCUGCCAGACUCUAAUACUUCCGAAUUGCAAAAGGUUCUUGAUAUGCGUGGUGUGAAGAAAGUGGAACAGACUGCUAUCCUGCAAGCCUACAGGCAAGUGCAAAAGUUUGGAGCUGCUGCUGAUGCUGCGCCAACGGUUCCUGUCGGAAUGGGCAAUGCAUUAUCUGCAACGCAGGCAUUGAAUGCUGUCGUGUCGAUGGCAGCGGACGGGUUGGCCGAGACGACAAGUGCCUGCAUAACUGAGUGCAGCGGACAGGGAGGGCUGCUAGAUGUUGAAACCAUCGCCAGUGUUCUUGGGCCCAUAAAUGCUGACCAAUCCUAUAUCAGUGCAUUCCACGUAGCUGCUGCCAAAGCACUCGUCGGCUGGUCCGUCAACUUGCCUUGA
This is a messenger RNA of Haemonchus placei, 435 nucleotides long. The record is from the annotation of a GenBank genome assembly. Lineage: Eukaryota; Metazoa; Nematoda; Chromadorea; Rhabditida; Trichostrongylidae.